Molecule: messenger RNA, 2053 nt
Organism: Nematostella vectensis (starlet sea anemone)
Lineage: Eukaryota; Metazoa; Cnidaria; Anthozoa; Actiniaria; Edwardsiidae
Product: DNA excision repair protein ERCC-1-like
Exons: 9
Coding region: 336-1541 (401 amino acids)
Biological process (GO): mitotic recombination; UV-damage excision repair; nucleotide-excision repair
Cellular component (GO): ERCC4-ERCC1 complex; nucleotide-excision repair factor 1 complex; nucleus
Molecular function (GO): damaged DNA binding; single-stranded DNA binding
Source: RefSeq, a predicted model, not a curated record
UGUAAUCGAAGUUUUAUUAUGCAUGAGGUCUUUCUGAUUUUCUGAUUAUUAACAAGCGCUCUGAUUGGUCUCAUUUUAAUUUAAUUAUAAUGAGACCAAUCAGAGUGCCAGUUUGCUGCAGUUUUUGGAAAUAGCUUUUACAGAGCAGUUGCCCUUUCACUCAUCUUUCUCUCGCGUGCUCCCUGUGUGCCCGUCCCCGUGACGCCCUGGGUUCCCGAGGAUGCAUACAAUCUGGCUGCUACAAAUAGGCAGUGAGAAAUCGCUCUUAGCCACCCCUCCCCCUAUACGAAUAAAUAGACUAGUGCCCAGAUUUUCUCGUAAUUACGGAUUUCAAAAUGGCGGACGGACGGAAAAGAUUUGCAGUUCCGAAUCCUGAUGAAAUCGAAGCAAAAAAUACAGCCAAUAAAAUAUCUAAAACAGCGUUUGCCAUCUACAAGACAUCAACUGCAAAUGAGGAACAAGUAGAAAAGGAUCAAUCGUCGGUAACGAAAUCAGCCCUAGAUAAACAGGAGGUAGACUUCGAUGCAAGAAAGCGACUUCUUCGAGCGUUACAGAUCAGAAAAAGUCAACUGACAAAAGAGCUGAGUGCAGACCAAGACUCUCUGCCGGUUACGUCCGACUCUUUGAGAGCUACCACCGCUUCAAUGACGACCUCUACGAGUGGUCUGAAUUCGGUUUCUAACGAAAGUAUUUCCGCGCCAGAAAUCCCUACUGGAAAUGAGAAAACGCGCGAAAACUAUAAAAGAAGCGAUGCAUCGUCUUCGAAUGGAAAGAGCUUUAAAGAGUCGUUUGCAUUCCUAAAGCAGACGAAGCAUUAUGAAGAAGCAGAAGCGCAGAUGAAGGCAAUUGAAUCUGCAAAGCCCACAGUUGCCAACACAAUAAUUCCUGCAAAACCCAAGCCAAACACAAUACUUGUGAACCCAAGACAGAAAGGGAACCCUGUCUUAAAGUUUGUGAGAUGCGUCCCUUGGGAGUACAGUGACAUUGUCCCUGAUUACGUGCUUGGCUCAACAACUUGUGCACUUUUCUUAAGUCUUCGCUACCACCACUUCAACCCAAACUACAUACACGAGAGGCUUGCCCAGUUAGGGUCCUGCUAUGAGUUAAGGAUUCUCCUCGUACUUGUUGAUGUGAAAGACCCCCACCAGACGAUAAGAGAGCUUAACAAGAUGGCAAUUAUGGCUGAUUGCACCCUCAUGAUGGCUUGGAGUUCUGAAGAAGCUGGGAGGUACCUGGAGACCUAUAAAGUUUAUGAGAACAAGCCAGUGGAUGCACUGCAGGGUCAGACGGACGGGGAUUACUUGACAAGGCUUCAAGACUGUUUAACAACAGUGAAAGGGGUGAACAAGACCGACGUGAUAACGGCUAGCUCCACAUUUGGGUCACUUUCUGAUAUUGCUAACACCCCGAAAGACGACUUGGCUUUUCUUCCUGGCUUUGGGCCACUCAAGGCGAAGAGACUGUUCGAAGUAUUCCACGAACCUUUCCUCAAAAAGAACAAGAAGGUUGAACACCAUGAUUCACCUCAGAAAAAGAUCUAAUGUCUUCACAGGGCAUGCGCUAGAACGCUCUCGCAUUUAUUGCAAGUAGUUGACAGUAUUGCUCUUGUCAGCCACGCCUUUGCUAUUGUUUUAAACCAACAGCGAAAGAUAGAUUAUUAGAAUAAAUCUCAAAAUAACCCAAUGAAAAUAAGAUUUCAUGCUUUUUUUACCAAAUCCUAUCGAAAAAAAUCGCUUCAGCUCCCCCAAAUCAGCCGAUGGUAAUGUAUGCUUUCUCACACAUGGUACUCUGCUAGGAUGACAAAAUAGCGGCUGAUAGAGGCUCUCUUAAGGUUACGCCAGAAUUUUACCCUCCAACCGAAGAACAAUGCCAAGUUACGCAACGUACCACGAAUAUCUGAGAUAAUUCCAAACAAGUAUUGUUAAUCAAAACAAUACCCUUUUCCUCAUUUCUCUUCCACCUAGGGAAGAUUUUACACGGAUAGCAUAUAUUUUUGCCUUGUGAAUUACUCAUGUAAACCAAAAAUAACCUCAAUGAAAUAUGUUUUAAAGGA